AUGUUUGUUUUCCGUGAAUCGGACAGCCUGUCUCCAGGGUCAAAUCUAUUCACCUUUGACGUGCCCUUCGAUGCUUCGUCAACCGAUUGCGGUCAGAUAUCAGAACCACGUAAACAGAAUCUUCGCGUCGGUGUCGGCAUUUGCUACGACAUUCGGUUUUCUGAGAUGGCUCUGAUAUACGCACGCCAACUAGGCUGCCAUCUAUUACUUUAUCCGGGCGCGUUCAGCACUACCACA
Molecule: messenger RNA, 237 nt
Organism: Protopolystoma xenopodis
Lineage: Eukaryota; Metazoa; Platyhelminthes; Monogenea; Polystomatidea; Polystomatidae
Source: the annotation of a GenBank genome assembly